Messenger RNA from Lindgomyces ingoldianus, 1436 nucleotides. RefSeq names its product ADP,ATP carrier protein. Gene Ontology annotation, molecular function: ATP:ADP antiporter activity. Gene Ontology annotation, biological process: mitochondrial ADP transmembrane transport; mitochondrial ATP transmembrane transport. Lineage: Eukaryota; Fungi; Ascomycota; Dothideomycetes; Pleosporales; Lindgomycetaceae. The record is from RefSeq and is a predicted model, not a curated record. The coding region runs from base 97 to 1056 and encodes 319 amino acids. The transcript is spliced from 6 exons. Gene Ontology annotation, cellular component: mitochondrial inner membrane.
AUAUUCCUCUCCCAUCCACCAGCCCGACCUCCACACCACUCUUUGCCAGCGGCACCAGCAGAAUUCUCCACUCCGAAUACCUUCAUUUCUCUCGCAAUGGCUAAAGGCGAUGUCGUCCAGGCGGACAAGUCGUUCAUGGGCAUGCCCGGCUUCGUGGUCGAUUUCUUGAUGGGUGGUGUCUCUGCCGCCGUCUCCAAGACCGCCGCCGCUCCCAUCGAGCGUAUUAAGCUCCUCAUCCAGAAUCAGGAUGAGAUGCUCAAGUCUGGUCGUCUUGACCGCAAGUACAACGGUAUCGCGGACUGCUUUAGGCGAACCUCGCAACAAGAGGGUGUUCUCUCCCUGUGGCGUGGUAACACUGCCAACGUCAUCCGUUACUUCCCCACCCAGGCCCUGAACUUCGCCUUCCGUGAUACCUACAAGUCCAUGUUCGCCUUCAAGAAAGAGCGUGAUGGCUACGCCAAGUGGAUGAUGGGCAACUUGGCCUCUGGUGGUGCCGCCGGUGCUACUUCGCUGCUCUUCGUCUACUCCCUCGACUAUGCCCGUACUCGUCUUGCCAACGAUGCUAAGGAUGCCAAGACUGGUGGUGCCCGCCAGUUCAACGGCCUCGUCGACGUUUACAAGAAGACUCUCGCCUCCGAUGGUAUUGCUGGUCUCUACCGUGGUUUCAUGCCUUCUGUUCUUGGUAUCGUCGUCUACCGUGGUCUCUACUUCGGCAUGUACGACUCCAUCAAACCCGUUGUUCUCGUCGGCCCUCUCGAGGGUAACUUCUUGGCCUCCUUCUUGCUCGGUUGGACUGUCACUACUGGUGCUGGUAUCGCUUCCUACCCUCUCGACACCAUCCGUCGUCGUAUGAUGAUGACUUCUGGUGAGGCCGUCAAGUAUAAGUCUUCGAUGGAUGCUGCCCGCAAGAUCAUCGCCGCUGAGGGCGUCAAGUCUCUCUUCAAGGGUGCUGGUGCCAACAUCCUCCGUGGUGUCGCCGGUGCUGGUGUGCUCUCCAUCUAUGACCAAGUCCAGCUGAUCCUCUUCGGCAAGAAGUUCAAGGGUGGAUCUGGUUAAGCGCCUCUCCAUCCUCCGAUACCCGAUAUGCUGGAACGAUGUGGUGGAGGGAGAUAAUUGUUGUUGUGGUGAGUUGGGCUUGAGGGGAGGGGUAGCGAGUGGUAGCGAGUGGUAGACUGGACAGAGCAAUAAGAAGCCCGUCGGGGUAGAAGAUUGCUCUAGUUAACGAAAAGCACGAUGGAGGUGAUCCACACGCCCUGUACUUUAUCCUUGCCUGGCAAAUCUUUUUCCCUCUCAGCACUCUGUAUUACACAACGGCACCUCGGCUUGCAUUGCUUUGUCUAUUUGCCUCUUUCCUUCAGUGUCUCUGUCGUUUGGGGAUGGUGGGGGAAAUAGUAGUCCAUAGAAGUCUGGGUUUUCUUUAUCAUUCGCUAAUGCUA